This is a messenger RNA of Prunus armeniaca (apricot), 261 nucleotides long. NCBI's taxonomy places the organism in Eukaryota, Viridiplantae, Streptophyta, Magnoliopsida, Rosales, Rosaceae. The record is from the annotation of a GenBank genome assembly.
AUGCAAAGGGUGUGGGUAUGUAUCUUUGAAGAUGGGAUGGUUAUCAACCAAAUGACACCUUUGGGUAUCGUGGGUACUAGAAGUUUUUGGAGAAUAAUCCGGGUAAUGUUUGGAUUGGAGCCUCGAACACUAGAAGCCAUUGCUUCUCAAUUCAAGAUCAACAACCAACAAUAUUCUCUUUGGAAGACAUAUUUGAUUAAGGCUAUUGCAAACCUUGCAAGUGGCUCCAAUUUAAACGACUUGCCUUCCCACGUGAACUAA